Melanotaenia boesemani (Boeseman's rainbowfish) is the source of this 1153-nucleotide messenger RNA. It is a transcript of the gene gtf3ab, whose product is annotated as general transcription factor IIIA, b. Gene Ontology annotation, cellular component: nucleus. Lineage: Eukaryota; Metazoa; Chordata; Actinopteri; Atheriniformes; Melanotaeniidae. The coding region runs from base 87 to 1058 and encodes 323 amino acids. The transcript has 9 exons. The record is from RefSeq and is a predicted model, not a curated record.
GUUCAUGGUUGUAGGUCAUUCACUAUCCUACCCAUUUACAACAAGUUUUGUUUGUGGUCACAACACUACACCUAAAACUUAUUAAAAUGGAGGAGAGGUUGCAAAGUCCGAAAAGAUAUGCUUGCUCUUUCUUUGAUUGUCAAGCUACGUUCAGAAAAUCAUGGAAGUUAGAGGCUCAUCUAUGCAAACACACAGGAUUGAAACCAUUUUCUUGUGAGAACUGUGACAAGAGUUUCUGUACUCGCUAUCAACUCACCAGACAUGAGCUGACUCAUAGUGGAGAGAAACCAUACAAAUGUCUUGCUGAUGGAUGCUCUGAGGCCUUUGUGAAAAAUUCCAGCAUGAAAAACCACAUGGCUCGAGUCCACCAGCUCCAGGAAAAGCGAUAUCAGUGUGACCACCAGGGCUGUGGAAAAGAUUUCAACAAGAAGAAUCAACUGAAAGCCCACAAGUGUGAGCACCAACAGCUUCUGCUUUUUCAUUGUUCUUACAAUGGAUGCACAAGAGAAUUUUCUAGCCAUGGAAAACUAAAACAUCAUGAGAAGGUGCAUGAAGGUUAUCCUUGUGACAAAGAGAUGUGUCCAUUCCAGGGGAAAACAUGGACAGAAUAUGUGAAGCACAGAAAAGAACAUAAAGUCAAGGUGCCGUGUGAAGACUGUAAAAAGCUCUUCAACAACACCUGGUUCCUGCACCAACAUGAGCUACGUGUCCACUCUGAGGUGAAGAAGUCAUUCUCGUGCCCCAGAGAAGGUUGCAACAAAAAGUUCACUCGCCGCUUCAACUUGGAGAGUCAUGUCCUGGGAGACCAUGAGGGGAAGAGUCCUUUUAGCUGUGCCUAUGUUGGCUGUGGGAAGAGCUUUGCCAUGAAGGAAAGCCUGUGGCGACAUGGUGUGGUGCAUGAUCCAGCAAAGAAAAAGCUGAAGAAAGUGCUUCCUAAAAAGAAUCAGCCCCAGAGGGUGGUGCAGGAGGUCACCAUCGCAGCUGCAGCCAGUCAAGAGGAAACAAACAAGCUUGCUGCAAAGCUGCUAAACACCACUUUAGAGGAUGGCAAAUCUUGAGGAUGCACUAAAAAUUUCUGUAGCUUUGUUCAUCAAACUUGUAUUUUUUUUGUUUUUUUCUUCAGCAAUUGUGAAUAAACAAUCUCUCAAAGCAA